Messenger RNA from Glycine soja, 2005 nucleotides. Its product is annotated as probable serine/threonine-protein kinase PBL3. The record is from RefSeq and is a predicted model, not a curated record. The coding region runs from base 714 to 1622 and encodes 302 amino acids. Gene Ontology annotation, biological process: protein phosphorylation. Gene Ontology annotation, molecular function: protein kinase activity; ATP binding. NCBI's taxonomy places the organism in Eukaryota, Viridiplantae, Streptophyta, Magnoliopsida, Fabales, Fabaceae. The transcript is spliced from 6 exons.
AUUCAAACACAAAGUGUGAUUCUUUUCAUCUCCAUGUUAUGUUGCAACCCCGCAUUAAACCCUCACCUUCUUUCUUUCUUCCUUCUCAUCACAAAGACACAAGCUUUCUUCCUCAACUACCCUACCCAACUUCUUAUUCCACUCAUCACUUCCUUUGAAAUUGAAACCACCAAAAUUGUUUUUUUUUUUCUCCUUCACUCGUAGUAAUAUUUUGAAAAGUGUUGUGCUUUGGGUUGAGAAUUGUGGCAGGGCCUAAUGGGUAACUGCCUAGAUUCUUCUGCCAAGGUUGAUGCAGCUCAGAGCUCCAAAUCCACUUCUGGUUGGUCUUAAUUAGAUCAUUACCCUCUUUCUUCUUCUUCUUCUUCUUUUUUCAAGGCUUGUGAUUGUUAUGGCCUUAUGGGAACUGGGUUUCAGAGUUAUGGGUUGAUGAUGACAUAAUGUUGUAAAAAUCAUCAGGAAUCUCAAAAACUACUCCUUCCAGUUUAUCUAUUCCAUCAUACAGUGAAAAAAGCAAUGCCUCAAGUCUUCCCACACCAAGGUCUGAGGGUGAAAUCUUGUCUUCUCCCAAUCUUAAGCCCUUCACAUUCAAUGAGCUAAAGAAUGCCACCCGAAAUUUUCGGCCCGAUAGUCUUCUCGGUGAAGGGGGAUUUGGAUAUGUCUACAAGGGAUGGAUUGAUGAACACACAUUUACGGCUUCAAAACCCGGAUCAGGAAUGGUUGUUGCUGUGAAGAGGCUGAAACCUGAAGGUUUUCAAGGUCACAAGGAGUGGUUGACUGAGGUUAACUACCUUGGACAACUGUACCAUCCUAAUCUGGUUAAAUUAAUCGGGUACUGCUUGGAGGGAGAGAACCGGCUAUUGGUGUAUGAGUUUAUGCCUAAAGGGAGCUUAGAGAACCAUCUAUUUAGAAGAGGACCACAACCGCUGUCUUGGUCGGUGAGGAUGAAAGUGGCUAUUGGUGCUGCCAGAGGACUCUCCUUUCUUCAUAACGCCAAAUCACAAGUCAUAUACCGUGAUUUUAAAGCUUCUAACAUCCUGCUGGAUGCUGAGUUUAAUUCGAAACUUUCUGACUUUGGUUUAGCUAAGGCGGGUCCUACUGGCGAUAGAACUCAUGUGUCCACUCAAGUAAUGGGUACUCAAGGAUAUGCAGCACCUGAAUAUGUUGCAACUGGUCGUUUGACGGCCAAAAGUGAUGUCUACAGCUUUGGAGUUGUGUUGCUUGAACUUCUAUCCGGAAGACGCGCUGUUGAUAAAACCAUAACCGGCAUGGAGCAGAAUCUGGUGGACUGGGCAAAACCAUAUUUGAGCGAUAAACGAAGACUGUUCCGGAUUAUGGAUACCAAGUUGGAGGGCCAGUAUCCACAAAAGGGGGCCUUCACGGCUGCCACACUUGCUCUACAAUGCCUUAACAGUGAGGCCAAGGCAAGGCCUCCAAUGACAGAGGUUUUAGCAACUCUGGAACAGAUAGAGGCCCCCAAAACUGCAGGCAGAAACUCCCAUUCAGAACACCAUAGAGUUCAGACUCCUGUGAGAAAGUCUCCUGCACGAAACCGGUCACCGUUAAAUCUAACUCCUACUGCGUCCCCUCUCCCAGCUCACCGGCAAUCGCCUCGUGUUCACUAAGCUGUGAACAUAGAGCAUCUGCAUGCAUGUAAAUUCCUUAAAUUUAUCAGGUUGUGUUUUGGACCGCGUGCGUUGAGGCAUGUGUACUUGAAUGCAAUUUUGGGUACUUGAAUGCAAUUUUGGGUCAUGCACGGUAGAAUAGUUAACACCACAUUUAUCCAAAUGCUAUGCAAGUUAUUGCAUCAGUAUUCUGCAUGUAUAUUUCCUUUUUCCCCACGUAGAAUGUCUUGUUGAUAAUAACAACCAGACACAUUGCUUCCCUUCUAUUAUGGGUGCCUCAUAAUUUGGGUUUUUGGCCUAAAACAAUUCCAAAACAUGGAGAGGGUUGUUAUGUACUUGUAAGUUGUUCUAUUCUUGUAUAUAUUAUUUUUAUCAUAUCACUA